Messenger RNA from Thrips palmi, 1265 nucleotides. RefSeq lists its product as uncharacterized. NCBI's taxonomy places the organism in Eukaryota, Metazoa, Arthropoda, Insecta, Thysanoptera, Thripidae. The coding region runs from base 631 to 1080 and encodes 149 amino acids. The transcript is spliced from 4 exons. The record is from RefSeq and is a predicted model, not a curated record.
CUUCAACCUCGCACAUUCCCUGACGGCUGGGAGUCGUGGCGUACUCCUGUAAUCCAGCUACCUGGAGGCCGGGAGAUGCGGAUGGUUUGAGGCUGGGAGCCCUGCUGCGUAGUGAGUCAUGUUGACUGGGCGUCCGCACGAAGCUGGCCGUCAACAUGGCUUCCUUGGAGGAGUCCGAGGAGGCCAGGUUGCAUAAUGAGGGGCGAACCGGGCCAGAGGGGUAACCCAGCAGCCAAAAGUCCCCGCGGUCUGCAGUCGUGGGAUCGCGCCCGGGAGUGGGAGCUGCGUAGCAGCCCGGCCAAUACAGUCAGACCAUCUCCUUUUUGGACAAUUUUCAUGUCACUGAAAUUUUUUGUCCCCAUUCCACUAUAAUUAACUAGCAUUUCUAUGAACUGAUCAUUAAAAUUUUUGCAUGCCUCGUUUUUGCCCCCCAAAAACGGGUAAAUCGUCGGGCACCUUUAUGCUUUAUGUUUGCUUUUGCUUCCGGCGGGCCGGCGGCUUCCGGCUUUCUUUUUUGACCUCCGGUCACCGUUGGUCACGGUUGGUCACCGUGUGAGCUACACAUGUCAAUUUUUCAAAAUUCAUCGCCGUCCUGUUGAGAUUGAAAGAGUGACCCUAGUUUGGUUCAAGAUGGAUAAUCAUGCUAUGGUCUCUGCAUCCUUAGCUGCUGUGAUUAGGCAAAGCCUCAAUCCAGAUUUUCGGAAGGAGUGCUAUCUACUGCUCGGGGUAACGCACAACAGGGAUGCUCAAGAAGUUAUUUACUCCCGGCUUAAGUUGAGAGGCCCAAAUGCAACUGAGAAAAAAAUUAAGAAUCCCAUCCAAGUGCAGAAUGAUGAUGGUGCCAACAAGUCCAAUGCUGGUUGUCACAAACCAGUUCCUGACCAGUCAGUGAACAUAGAUUCUAAACUGCCAAACAUGGAGCAAGAGUCUUGUGAUGUCUCCACACUGACUCAGGUCUUAGGAUCACAUCAUGACCCUUCUAUGAUUCAGGCCAAUAAAAUGGAAUCCAUAGAUUCUGUGGAAUCAGCUCUAACUGAUGAUGAGUCACAGUUGGAUUGGGACACUGAAGUGUCCAAAUAGAUCAACAACCAAGAAAUCAACACCUACUAUGGACAGUUUCUUUUAAUCUUCCAAUGCAAUAAAUUAUUAUAAAAUAAGAAAUAUUCAAAUACAAUAGACAAGCUUUAACUUGCAGAAAUUCCAUACAAAUGUACAUGGCAAAGUUUGAUUGAAUAGUAUAAAAUAUAACAACAAAUGCAAAGAGA